This is a messenger RNA of Cetraspora pellucida, 1395 nucleotides long. The record is from the annotation of a GenBank genome assembly. NCBI's taxonomy places the organism in Eukaryota, Fungi, Glomeromycota, Glomeromycetes, Diversisporales, Gigasporaceae.
AUGGUACGCUGUCCAAAACUCUUCAAAUGGCUUACUAAGGCGAGUGAUGUGGCUAUUAGCCGUCGUAAGAAGCAGGGUGAAAGUGAUUUUGGAACGCUGGGUCGUAAUUAUAAGAAAGAAGAAACUAUAAUAAAUAAAGAGAUAAAAACUUUCGGUACUGUGGAAGACGAUGGUUUGGAAUCAAAAGAGUUUCAUCAAAUGAGUAAGAAGAAAUAUCGUAGUCUUCCUGUUCCAUCAUUAAGGAAGUCUCAAGUAAUGGAUGAAAAUCAAAAAAUACUUGUGGACAAGCGUCGAUUUUGCAUGGUCGAUCCUUUUAUUCCUUCUCAUAAUAGAUGUCAUACCAUAGAUUCUACACGAACAUAUACUCCGUUUUGCGGGUUUGAUGGUCAACCUGAAAAUUUUUCAAAAAAAGAUUUUAAUAUGGUUGAUGAUAAUUCAAAGGUUAAAUUGGAUUUUAUAAAUGAAUCUAAUGAAGAAUCUCCGGCAACUAUUUUGGUAGCAAAAAAAGCUAUUCUCACUAGGCAUGGUCAAUUUAGUGUUCAUUCUGCUCGUUUGAUUCGAGGUGGUUCUAUACAUGGUUAUAGUCAUGUUAUUAAAAAAGAUGAUGAUAAUCGGAAAAGUGCUACUCAUUUCGGUGUCACUCAAGUCAAACUUCAUGCUAAAAAUGUAUUAAGGUUUUCAUCUUUAAUAACUGAAUCAACUACAAUGGAUUAUUUUAAUGAAAUUAAACCAAUGAUUAUUUAUUUGAAUUAUUUGGAUCAAAUUUCAAUAAUUGAAUCACCAGAAAAACCAAUAAAUAUACAAGAAAUCACGAAAAUAGGUCAAAAACCAGGAAUUUGUCAAUGUGGUAAACAAAUUGCAUAUGUCGGUUAUUCUGCUCAUUGGUGUCAAAGUUGUGAAUCAAAACGAUUUGAAAAGACAUUUGAUCCAGUAACAAAGAAUUAUAUAUUGGUCAUGCAAUACGCGAGAAAUGGUGAUUUAACAAAGUAUUUAAUGAGUAGUAAUUCUACUAUCACAUGGGAACGACGUUUGGAAAUUCUCUAUGGUGUUGCUACUGGAGAAUGGCUAGUAGAAAUUUCUGAUGGACUUUCAACAGACAUAACAAAAGAAUUUCAAAUUGCUGAAAAAAAACGUUUAGAAAUCGUAAAUCAGAAACAAUAUAAUCAAAAAGAAAAUAAUCAGCAUGAAACUAUAAAUAUUAAUCGAUAUAUUAAAUCAGAUCAUUUAAAAAAUCGAACAAUGUCUUUCACUAGAACUCAUAAUCCGAAAGAACAUUUUUCCGUCUGCGAAUAUAUGGCCGCAGAAACUGCUUUAUAUAGUUUGAAAUUCGCGACUAUUCAAGCAGAUAAUACAAAAGUCGCAGCGGAAGUUUAUGAUAUAUUACAAUACUGGUAA